AUGACUGGCAUGAUCGCGGACAGCAAGUCUCAGGUCCAGAGAGCCAGAUAUGAAGCUGCUCAGUUCAAGUAUAAAUAUGGAUAUGAAAUGCCCAUUGAUACAAUGUGUAGGAGAGGGUGUUCAAUGGUCUUGAUUGGCUACGACGAUGAGCUAGGACCAUGUGUUCUACAAGGCAGACCUGCAGGCUACUAUUGUGGCUACAGAGCAGUGAGUGUAGGUGCGAAACAGACUGAGGCUAACAGCUAUCUAGAGAAAAAAUUGAAGAAAAAGCAGGAUCUUCAACAUGAUGAUGUUAUCCAACUUGCUAUCAGCUGUUUAUCUAGUGUACUAUCAGUUGAUUUCAAACCAACAGAGAUUGAAGUAGGUGUUGUUUCUGCAGAUAAUCAUAAGUUCAGGAAACUGACUGAGCAAGAGAUUGACAGACACCUGACUGCAAUUGCUGAAAAGGAUUAG
Messenger RNA from Acanthoscelides obtectus, 453 nucleotides. The record is from the annotation of a GenBank genome assembly. Lineage: Eukaryota; Metazoa; Arthropoda; Insecta; Coleoptera; Chrysomelidae.